AUCUCAUUCCAGCACAACAUAAAAAUAUAUUAAUGGGUGCAAAAUCGUCACGGUGAAACUGCUCGCAUUGUAGUUUACCCUCCACAAAAUCAAAAUCUGAUUAUGAACCUCUCUAUCUCUCUCAACGUAUAAAGGCGGGAAAACACCGAAAUUCUCCCUGGACGAUCAAACUAUGAAAUCUCUCUCAACGUAGCUUCAAACUCUAACGUACUCUCUCUCUCUCCUUCUUUCUCCUUCUUCUUCUUCGAUGCUUUCAGAAAUCCACUUUCUAAAUUUGCGGUAGCUUCAAUUUCUUCUGUUCAGAGGCCAUCUCCUCUCUGUGCGAAUCUCAUCUCGAAAAAUGGAGAAACUCAGGCCAGCGUGGGCUGUCAAGGCAAUCAUCGUCAUUGUUUUCACUUCGACUCUUUUCCGAUGCGUCUGCGGCGAGAAUCAUACCGUCGGCGGAGCCUCAGGCUGGGAUCUCAGUUCCAACAUCCAGGCCUGGUCAUCUACGACAACGUUUAAUAUCGGAGACGAUCUCGUAUUCUCGUACACGCCGGUUCACGACGUGGUGGAGGUGAACCAACUAGGUUACGACACGUGUACGAUAGCCAACGCGCUUGCCACGUACGAUAAUGGAGAAACCGUGAUUCACUUAGGCGGAGCGGGAACGCGAUACUUCGUGUGUGGCCGAAUGGGCCACUGUCAACAGGGCCUUAAACUCCAAGUCCAAGUUCUAGCCCAGUCCAACAACGGAACCAACGACGAUGAAAACCUAGACCCCGGUACCGCUUCCUCUCCUGCGCCUCGUUCUUCUCCGCCGCCUCCUUCUCCUCCACCGCCUCCUUCUCCUCCACCGCCUCACCGUGUCGAACACUCUCCCGCAGAUGAGCCCUCACCCUGCGACUCUUCCGGUACAGACGAGCGUUUUGGGGUGGUGCCGUUAAUCACGCUCGUUGGGCCUUUAACACCAGCAAUUUCUUAUCGCCUUUGUCUACAAGGUGCCAAGGCAUUAUUCGUGUCGCGUGAUGAUGGGGCGGCGUCCAUAAUAUUGCUUAGCCCUUUAGAAUACCAUCAUUAAAUUCCAAACCCUGCAAGAAAGAAUGUUGAAGUUUCAAAUAAUAAUGCUGGUAGUUUGCAAUUAAAUUGUCAUAGGUACUCAUAUUUAGACUUUGUAUGCAUAGAUGGAUGGUGUCCUUGGGGACCUACAAAAGGAAUAAUAGUAGCCGCUAGAAGUUACAAGUCUCUAUCAGAGACAGUUUUGAGUGCUGCUUAUUCAACCUAAAUGCAAAUUAGCAGCUUUCAAUACACAUUCUUACU
Messenger RNA from Vigna unguiculata (cowpea), 1299 nucleotides. RefSeq names its product blue copper protein 1a-like. Lineage: Eukaryota; Viridiplantae; Streptophyta; Magnoliopsida; Fabales; Fabaceae. Gene Ontology annotation, molecular function: electron transfer activity. The record is from RefSeq and is a predicted model, not a curated record. Gene Ontology annotation, cellular component: plasma membrane.